AAAAACAUCUGGGAGGACAUUGCUAGCAAACUAACUGCAACCAGGGGUGUUCAAAGGUCAGGGAAGGAGGUCCACAAGAAGUGGCAGGAUUUUGCAAGCCUGGCAAAAAGGAAGAGGGCACUGCAGAGGACUGCAAUUAAACAAACAGGUGAUGGGACCAAUGAGUCCCCCCUUCUUUCAGCCGAGGAAGAAAAGGCAUUGUCAAUACUUGGCACAAGUGCUUCAGAUGGAAUUAGUGGUGGUAUUGACAUCCAUGGAGGAGUAGGGAUAACUCAACCUGAGCCUGAGCCUGAACCUGAUUCAGGUCCUUCAUGCUCAGAGGAACCAUCAGUUUCAUCUGCCAUCUCCGAGCACCUACCAUCUCCUAGUCCUCCAAAAAACCCUCCCAGGCCACAGCCUCCAUCUUCAGUGGUCCAGACUGCAGCCACAACAACUCAGCAGUUUGAGAAUGUCUGUAGCUGUAGUCAGGACCUAGUGCAGCUGGAGAGAGAGAAACUAGAUGUCUUGAAAGACAUUAGGCAAUGCCUUCAAGAAGCCAAUGAGAGAGACAACAACUUCCAACAGCAGCUCAUUGAGCUCAAGAAGGCCAAACUGGCCUUAAAAGAGAGGAGGCUUGCACUAGAGGAGAUGAGUUUUGCAAGGCCCUCAAUUUCUGUGCCAAUUAUCUUGCCAGAAGACACAGGUUGUGGGGAACUGAAUAACCCAAAUUAA
Molecule: messenger RNA, 711 nt
Organism: Carassius auratus (goldfish)
Lineage: Eukaryota; Metazoa; Chordata; Actinopteri; Cypriniformes; Cyprinidae
Product: myb-related transcription factor, partner of profilin-like
Exons: 2
Cellular component (GO): nucleus
Source: RefSeq, a predicted model, not a curated record